CUUAUUUUCAGUGGUUGAAUUACGAGAUAAGUUUAGUUUUAAAUUUAGUAUCAUUCUGGUGCUUUAUUACUUGACAACAUUCAAUAUACUUUCUUAAAGACCAAUAAAUUUGUCCAAUUUUACAAAAACUCUUCACCUUUCUAUCCACCCCGAUGUUAAGAUCAGUGUACUCCUAUCAUCUUGAAAAACCGUCCCCCGGGGUUGAAUUUCUUCUCAGACUCGAACGUCAAGUAGUAUCCAAGUCAACCACACAAUUAGGAAAAUUAGCAUUCGAUUAUUACCAUAAACUCUGGGCCUUGAAACAAACGGGAUUUUCUCACGGAAAUGUAAUUGAAAUUAAACAUUUCGAGGAAUUGGGAUAUAUGAACCUACAAGAAAUACGACGCUUACUAACCAGAAACAUUGAUACAAGAAUUGGUUACAUCACUACAGAAAGACAAGUGCUUUGUAACAAAAAUUUUAACGGAGCCACUUAAAAAAAACUUACGUAAUUGGUUAUUCAAUCACAGCGAACAAUACGUCACGUCCACCCUACCAAAUACAAUUUACUCCGUUCAACUGGAAAUUUGCAACAGCCUACUCGAAGGAUUAUCCUACCUUCAUUCACAUCACGUCAUCCAUGGAAGUAUAAGUCCUCAAAAUAUUUUGCUAAGUGAUAAAACCCAGUCCCCCCCAUUGUCCGUCUUGGUUACAUUUAUUCGCCCGACAUCGAAUAUUUGUCACCACAACUGAAGCAUGGCCGCAAUCCGUCAACCCUUGCAGGAGACAUAUUUGCACUUGGUCAAGUAAUGCAACAAAUAGUUCUCAUGGAAAUAUUUGUACGAUUGUCUCCAUUCAAUGACCCUACUAGAGACAUUCUACCAAAUCCCGUAUACAUGGAGCUGGAUAGCCAUCCAUUGUUUGCCAACGCGAAAGAAGUAAUUUAUGGGGUGACUCAUUACGACCUAAAGAAAAGAACCAAGAAUAUCUCGACGACUCGGUUUCGGUGUCGUGAUUCCGCCAUGCUUCCUUGCCUUAGUCAUUCAGCGGUAGGUGACAAAGGGUUGAGCAAUAUUACCCUGGGGAGAAUGUUGGGCGAGGGAGCUUAUAGCACAGUAAUGUCAGCCUACGAUAAUAAUAAGAAAAUACCAUGCGCCAUAAAAUUUCUCCUGAGAUUUGGCAUGGACCGGGAAGAUGACUCAUGUCUCUCUACUAGCGAAUCCUUCUCCGAAUUUGCCAAUUUGCAUAAAGUUGACCAACACGAAAAUCUAGUUAAAGUGCACCAUUAUAAGGACGUAUUUCUCUCCCGAGCUCAAUUCCUGUCACUACAGUCUGAAAGGGUUACGCUUUAUCUGCAAAAUCGACAAUUCCUUGGCGGCCUGGAGAUACCUAUGAUUCAAAUGGAACUUUGCGGACCAUCUUUAAGGGAGUGGCUAGAAGAUGAAGAUAGGCCUGACAACUAUGAUACACAGCUUUCCAUUAUCAAUGACUUGGUAUCGGUAGUUAACCACAUACAUUAUCGUGGACUUCUACACAUGGACAUCAAGCCAGAUAACAUUUUCUUCUCAGUGGGUCCGGAAACUUAUUCUUUGCCAAUUAAGCUGGGAGAUUUUGGAUUGUCAUCAUACGAAUUAAAUAUGGACAAAAUAACCUUGGGACUCGAGCGACAAGAGCGGGACAGGUUACGGAUACGGUUAAAAUUGCACUAUAAAUAUAUAAUCCGAGAAUAACUGCUAUUAGAUACCAAAGGUAAUAGCUAUUUGUUUGUAAUAAUUAUUUGCAAGACUGCGACCUGCGUUACUCUAUGGCCUCGCUGUGACGACGAAUCUGCUUGUUAUGUAUAGUAAAUACAGUUCGUGAUGAUGGUUAUUAUACCGAGGUAGCCGACAUUACCACCUUGUAAUAAGUUUUUUUAUAUCUCGGUAAAAAAAAUUGUUAAAAUGACGGAAAAGUUGAACAUGUAAUCACAAAAUGGUAAUAAUUGUACGAUUAUUAAGAACAUAUUCAUAUAUCUUGAUACCAACCAGCUCCACGAUUUCUACUUUUUCCACUUGCACAAAUUUUUCAGCAAGCUAAAAUGAUACAUCAUUUUUAUUUUUGUACUUUCCUACUGAUAAUUAGAGCCAUUCCUAUGCUCCUCGAUUUUACUAUUCAAGAUAUUGAAACUCUAAUCCCGGCGAGGUCAAUCCUCCACUUAAUAAGCGACUUCACACCGACCCGUGAACCAGUUUGGGAACAAGGGCUAUUCAAAUUUCUAUUGCGUAGCCAAAACUUUCCCAAGGUCUUGCGGCAAAUGAGAGCAGCACAGGAAAUCAGUAUUACGAGUCUUGUCAACUAAAUGAGUACAUCUUCUCCAAAUAUUUUGGACAUUCUGUUACCCAACUGUAUUUCAUAUUUCUGCAUAAAUUGGAAACGGAUUUUGAAAAAGAAAACAUGCUGGAUACCCGGGAGCGAUUAAGUUACUGUGGGGAAAAUCCAAACCAUAUAUUUCACAUUUUAAGUGUGAUGAACCACAGAAUGUUUAAUGUUGUUCCACUGGCAGUGUCAACGUCUAAAAUGUUUGUACUCCAUGGUAGUCGGAAUGGUGAUGAAUUACUCCAACGAUUUGUAGUCUGUCUUCCUUACGGUCCAAAUUCUUUAGUUGAACUUAAACCAUCAAUACUAAACGAUCACCCUACAGUACUUGAGUCGUCAUGGAAAAGGUACAAUUCCGACGUAAAAGGGUUAUCGCUUGAAUCAAGUAUUGCGACCAAGUUUGAUCCAGGAGUACACACAUGUAGCGGGAUUCGACGUGGAGGCAAAAUAUUUUCUGGGCGUGGAAUCUGUACCCAUUCAGUGCUUGAGAGGAAGCUCAACUUUACCUGUAUCCUUUCAACUGGGGAAACAAAUGCAAGCGUUUUUAACGAUGUUAUCAAUUAUAACGCUGCUGUGACCAAGGCUGCAAUAGAGCAGGGAUUUUUGUAUCCUGUAUACGCAAUAUAUUCCUGGGUGCCGCAUUGUGGGCAUAGAGAAGAAUUUAAAAUGGCAACAGUCUCCUUCGGAAAUCGUCACUUGGAAGGAUUAAGGGCUCUCGUGAUGCCUCUAGACGGCUAUACCUGGGCAGCAUCGGGGAUAUCGUUAACCCUCUUGGCAGUCCUUCUGACCACAGUCUCAUUGAAGGAUGGUGGUUCAUUUAAGAAGGGAAUAACGUUUUUCAUUCAAUCAUGGCGGUGGAUUCUGUCAUCUCUAUCCGCCCAAUACCAUGGGACUUCAGCCAUUUUGAAAGCAGUACCGCAUUUUCCAAUGUUAAUUAUAAUUUGCCUCUUGUCCUUUUUUCUCUUGGGGACUGUGUUUUAUCAAGGGUCAAUGUUUUCCUCUCUAAUCGCCCAUACCCCACUUGGUGUCCCGUCAACCCUGGAAUAUGUUGUCGAUUCAGAAAUUCAAAUUAUUACGACUAGCAGAAUUGAGGCGGGUACUCGCAAGCCAACCACUCUCUUAAGGUUCAUCAUGGAUGACGACGUAAUUGGUGAGAUGAAUCAGUCUAGAAAGUUAUUUAGAACUUUGACAAAUCUCAAAUCCAGGAUAAAUUUCAUCUUUGCCUAUUACAUGUUUGAGAUUGGGCUUAAUAUUUCUGAAGGAAAUAAGGUUGAAUUUGAAGAUGGCGCCUUUAAGCGAGUUAAGGAUACAUUCGCAAUUACCAAUGUGGAUUUCGAAUUAGACGAAGUAUUGGUUGGUGUUGGGGCAAAGAGAGACCCGUAUAUUGUUAAGCACACAGAAUCGCCAAUAUUUUUUUUUAAUUCGCCCAUAUUUGUUACUCGAGGUUGCAUGACUUCUUUCAUAUUUGAAAGUUGUGGUCAGUUAGCGCAAUCUGGGUUGUAUCAGUGGUGGCAUGACUUAGACGUUUUAGACAUUUUGAUUGGAAACGUCAAAGCUGGAUCGGAUAAAGUGCUGCCUCGAAAAGUGAUUGCUACGAGAUUUUUUGGGGCAAAGAAAGAAGUCGUGUUUGAAGAGGCGAAGCAAGUCCCGCUGUCUGCAUUGGUCGGAGUGCUCGGGUUGUGUGGAGGGAUAUUAGCUGUCGCUGUGCUAGCGUUCGUUCGAGAAAUUUUGAGCAAUCAGCCCUUUAAACUUGUAGCUUGCAAAUGUAAACGAACUGCUGGUAUGUUGUGGUCAGUGGUGACGAUUCAAAUUCGUGAAGGGCGCAGGGUUAUAAACAUCAACUUUUCUUUCCUUUCCCAUUGCAAUACUGGAAUUAAUGAAGAAAGUGUUUCUUGCUAACUGAAUUGGAUUUACUUAUUUAGGUGCAUAUGUACGCACUUUUCUUCUAAUUCCGUAGUUUGUGGUAUGAACCAAAAAUACGUGAACAACGUUUCCAAUUUUUGCAAACAGUAAAUAACUGGAUUAUAUACAAAAUGCAGGGAUGUAAAAAUUCAAAAGGACGUUGAAGAUAUGGCACUAUAUAAUUAAUGUAUGUAUCAAUUUAAACUUUAGUGAAAAAAGUAUUCACAUUUCGUAAAAUGUUAUACCAGAUUGGUUUAUUGUAAACCACAUUAUCAUAAAUAAGUGUAGAAAACGCUUGUUAAUAGAAGGAUAGAAGUGAUAUGACUUCUUACAUAAGAAUGCUAAGUUAGAAUUUAAAAAAAUGUACCUUGGCAAGAAUUCGUUCGCUUUCCACCUCAGAGAAAUUCCACCAAAAAUUAAAAAAAUAUGAUUUUGUUUUAAGCUUAUCCUAACCAAAAUGACUAUGUUGGAAUCGCAUAGUGAAUUCGGCUCCUGACUGGUCUCGAAAUUGGAGAUCAUUUAUUUUGGAGACUAUGUAAAUAAUUUCUAACAUUGUAGAGUUUCAUCUCUCUAAGAAAUAGAGACAUUAAAUUAUGUAUAUAAAUAUAUUUACAUAAUUUAAUGUCUCCAUCUCAAAUAGGUUUCUAUGAAUUUAUGUCUAAUGAUGUACAUAUUUUUAAUAACAAAUCAACAGUUUCCUCGAAAAAACAUUCAUGCUGUUAAAUAUGUAAUGCUUACUUUCCUUGAAGAUUUUACAUCUCUCAAGAAAAACUGGUGUUCCGUUAGAUCCGGUUUUUAGGCCUUUUAAGAUGGCCUUAUAGAUUUACCAAGAUGUCUGUCUGUCCGUCUGUGCGUCCGUCUGUGCGCACGAUAACUCUCUUUAAACCAAACCUAUCGAGUUGAA
This is a messenger RNA of Folsomia candida, 5140 nucleotides long. RefSeq lists its product as uncharacterized. The record is from RefSeq and is a predicted model, not a curated record. The transcript is spliced from 2 exons. The coding region runs from base 2413 to 4233 and encodes 606 amino acids. Lineage: Eukaryota; Metazoa; Arthropoda; Collembola; Entomobryomorpha; Isotomidae.